Messenger RNA from Drosophila guanche, 2632 nucleotides. RefSeq lists its product as uncharacterized. The transcript is spliced from 7 exons. Bases 390 to 1922 code for a protein of 510 amino acids. Lineage: Eukaryota; Metazoa; Arthropoda; Insecta; Diptera; Drosophilidae. The record is from RefSeq and is a predicted model, not a curated record.
AGCAGUCAUUCUUUCGAAAGUUGUGCCAGCGAGCGGAGCUCAUGUAAAGUGAAAAGUCAAAAAUAAAAAUUCAAAUUCCUCUCUCAGAGUCGUUGUGUGAGACGUGUCCAGUAAAAUACAACUACAACUGCAUUCAUUACGCAGCGUGUCUACCAAUACCCCCCCCAACCGCGUUCUCGAGUUCAUUCACACACACAGUUCAACAUUUUAAAGUGAAAAAUUCCGCAAUUGUCGCACACACACGCACACACACACACACAUAAACAGGCAAACGAAAUAGCGAAAAAGCGAACGCCGGCUGUGUGAGCUGACUUGCCGCGGAAGGGAAGAAAAGGAAGAGCGAGAAGGAGCAAAGUAAGUUCUAGAAGCAGCAAAGAAGAGACGAAAAAAUGGUCAACGAAUCGAAGCCCACUGUGCCCAAGCCCAGCACCAAGGAGGUGGAGUGCCAGUCAUCCGACUGCGAGAACUCCUGCGCCAUGCCGGAGCAGCCGCUGGUCAUCUCCCCGAAGGGCGCUCGUGUGGGUAUCUUCAAUGCCGAGGACUUCUUGUCGCGCGCUCAGAUGAAUGAUAAAAUCAACAACAUUCUGCGCUCGCCCACCAAGCCGGCCAACGGUGUGCGCCAGCGCUCUGUCUACACCAACAAUCCAUCGCCGCAGGCCAGCAUGCGCAUUGGCAUGACGGGCGGACAGCUGUCGCAGCGCGUCAGCAACCUCUCGCUAUCCUCCGGCGGUUGCCGCAUGGAACAACUCGUCAGCGUCAGCGGCAGCGGCAGCAGCAGCAGCCUCACUGGCAGCGCCAGCGCCAGCGCCAGCGUCGGCACCAACACCACCGGCAACGGGUUGGUCAACGAUCCAGCCUUUGCUUAUCAGAGCGGCAGCCAGUCGGCCCGUCAAUACGUGCACUCGCCCGGCACACACCUGCCCAAGCAGCCGCAGUACUCGGCUAGCAAUUUGCAGGGAAUGGAGGCUGCUGGCAACGUGUCGCGCAGCGGUAAGGCACUCACCGCACGCCAUCACACCCCGUCCAGCUAUGGCUUCGAGGGUGAGCAGAUGUAUGGUCAGGCCAAGGGUCAAUUGGCGCCCCCAAUGCCGCCACCACCCUACGCCCUGGGUCGCUGGAGCAGCACACGCCUCUUCAAGUUCGAGAACAACUCACCGCCGCCAUUUCCCGGCUCUGGCCCCAUGGCCAUGUCGAAUGGCACCAUACAGUUGCGCCUGCGCGAUGGAGUGCGCAUUGACAUGACUCUGGACAAGGCGGUGCGCGUGCUCAAUCAGCGCAGCAUGGUGGCAGUUGCUUUAUCGCGCAACACCAGCAACUCGGCCAUGAUCCAUCCGAACGGACGCAUCUUGCAGAGCGGCUCCAAGGUCGAAAUUGUCACCUACGACGGCAUGAAGGGCAACAAUUUUGUUCGCUAUGCCAAGAUGUGGUACAAGGGUGUGAGCUUCACCAGCGAGUCGUGUGCGCUCAUCUACAUGGUGGACACGGCCGGUACGCGCACCACAACCGACACUUUCACCGAUCUGACCAAGGACUACACACUGGCAGUGUUCUAUGACGACUCUCGCCAUGGUCCCUCUUAUGUGGCUGAAGCCCACGAAGUGAUUGCCAAUGCGUCUUACAGCUAUGCCGAGGAUGGCACCGAGAUCUAUGACAUCAACGGAUUUCGCAUCACCCAGGCAGCCGAUGGCCUGGUGAAGGUCACACGCGUCUACAACAAGUGCCUGAUCCGCACCAGUCCUGGCAAUGGAUCGGCCACUUUGACCACACCGGGCAUCCAUUGCACCGCCUCUCUGGGCAAGACUUCGCAUCUGUUUGUGCGUCGCAACGAGAAGCGCAUGCACUUUGAUGGUUCCUGUUUCAUUGUGCGCAACGCUGGCCACUCCGCUGGCUUCAAUGAGAACAAUUUGCUCAUUGUCUACUGAGGAACAUGCACUCACACAACACACACAACACACAACACACACACACACACACACACACAGAUCUAAAGCAGCACAUUUGAGGGACCUUGACGUGGAGAGGGAUUCAGUUAGCAACGAGGCCCCAACUUUAGGAUAAACAAAAAGGAAUCGCAAGUGCAUUUCGGAUAAAUAAGUUAGUGAAAACAGUCUGGGUGCCAAUUCGCUCGACCUCAACCCCAACAACACAUAGGAAGUGCGUUAAUUAAUUGUGUUAGCUAUAGUUUCAUGCAUAGAUAUAGAGAUUAAUCCGUAGAGCAAAAGGAUAACCCAGUCAGGCCAAAGCCAAAACCAAAACCCCGCAGCAAAAUAUCAUUUCGUUUGCAGGUGCUCUGAAAUGUUUUUAGCUCUAAAUUAACAUAGAAAAAACACACACAAAACACACAGAUUUAGCAACGUGUUUUCUGUUUGUCAACAAUUAGAGAGAAAAGUUCUCUGCGGCGUUACGUUGAGGCAAACGUAACGCCCGUGUCGUCGUUUCAUUAUUUCUCAUUUUAGAGCUUGGCAGCUGUUAGCAAUCCAAUCCCAAGCAUGUUCAUCCGCAGCCGUACCACACACACCACACACAAUUGAAAGAAUCAGAAAAACACAGAGAAAGAUAGGAAUAGAUGCACAAAGUGAGCGUCCCAUUUGUAAAUUAGUCUGUGCGACACACAACUCCUGCUGUCUUGAGG